CCAUGGCUAACAAGGAGAUGAAGGAUAAGAUCAAUAAUCUUGACAUCCAGAUGCGGAGUAUGAGCGAGGUUAUGGAAGGAAGGCUUGGAUCGCUUGACGAAAGUCAAAACAAUACCAACGCCGUUGUCACACGACUCAAACAGCGAUUAGAGGAAGUUUUGCGUGCACUCCAACAGCAACCACCUCACCGCGAAAAUCCCCCGAGGCGCGAACCCCGUCGGCACGACGAGCACGCCGAUCGCACACCAUUCCCACGGCGCGAGGAUCGACGCGAGCAACGGCGCGCACGCGAACAGGAGGAGGGUCGGCGACACGAGCGUUACGAACACGAGGAGGAUUUCGAUCGGCGGUCGCAAGCGUCCACCUACCGUGAGCGGCCUAAGACCGACAAGCCGAGGUUCGUAAUGUCCAUCUUCACGGGUAGUGAUCCGGAGGCUUGGCUCAACCGAAUCGUGCAAUAUUUCGAACUGAAUGAAACCGACGGCCACGAUCGAGUAAGGUACGCAGCAUUCUACUUAGAUGGUGAGGCCAACGUAUGGUGGCAGUGGCUUUCCCGGAUCUACCGUAGGCGACAGCAGGUCAUUACAUGGGUUGAUUUUGAAAGAGAAUUGCUUACUCGAUUUGGCACGUCCGAUUACCAUAAUUAUAAUGAGGCUCUCGCGCGAAUCCGACCGACAUGCAAUUUGCGUGAAUACAUCAAGGAGUUUGAACGACUAGCCUGUCGCGUGCGAGAUUGGUCUGAAGAUGCACUAGUAGGGGCCUUCGUAGCUGGACUGAGAUUCGAUCUAGCCGCAGAAGUCCGACUGGAGCGGCCGGACACGAUGCAUAACGCCAUGGAGGUGGCCCGCCGACAAGAAGACCAUCUAGUCGCUAUGCGAAGGGGACGGGCGGAUGUGCGAUACGCUGACACGUGGCGCACGGGGCCAAACCCAGCCACGGCCGACGCACGGCCGAGCGUCAGCAAUCGGCUAGCGGGGUCGAUAGUGAGGCGGCUGUCUCCUGAGGAAGUUAAACGUCGACGUGAGAAAGGCUUAUGUUUUAAGUGCGAGGAGAAGUUUACACCAGGUCAUCAGUGUAAGCAAGCCUUUGUGAUCGAACUUGCUAAUCCCGAUGAGGAAGGAUCUGAGAACGAGGAGGAACCACAUCAGGAUAUCAUAGUUGAGGGGCCUGACGAAGAAGCAGAAAUCUCAAUGCACGCGAUGGCCGGGAUACGAGGGCCUCGAACGAUGCGAUUGCCGGCCUGGGUCAAGGAUCGGAAGGUGGUGGUGCUAGUAGACAACGUGUCAUCACACAACUUCAUCAAUACCGACUUGUCUCAGAAGCUGAACUUACCAACCACGAAUAUCGAACCUUUUGAGGUACGAGUAGCCAAUGGUGAGAGACUGCAAUGCACUAAAUCCUUCCGGAAGGUGCCAAUCAGGUUCAGCGGAGUUACGGUGAAGGCUGAUCUCUAUGCCUUACCUCUGGUUGGGCCGGAUGUCGUCCUAGGAGUACAAUGGCUCAAGGGGUUAGGAAAGGUGACCACUGACUAUCGAACAGGAAUUAUGGAGUUCAACUCCGGAGGUCAUCAAGUCACACUAAGUGCGGGCAAUGAAAAAGGUGCCAAAGAAGUAGGGCUUAAGAGUAUUGAGAAG
Molecule: messenger RNA, 1634 nt
Organism: Striga hermonthica
Lineage: Eukaryota; Viridiplantae; Streptophyta; Magnoliopsida; Lamiales; Orobanchaceae
Source: the annotation of a GenBank genome assembly